AUGUCUCAUAAUAUUCUCAUCACCGGUGCAUCGGGCUACCUAGGUGGUACCCUACUCACGCGCUGGAAAGAGGCCAAUCUUCCACCUUACAAUAAACUUUAUGCCCUAGUCCGCACGGAGGAGCAAGCCAAUGCAGUUCAAACCCUCUACAACGCCGAGCCCGUGCAGAUAGAUCUGAGGAGCGACGUCGAUAUUGAGCAAGCCAUCAUCAGCCGCGAUAUAUCCAUCAUAUACUACCUCAUCGAUCCAUUGGAAGAUCGUAUUCCAAGGGUCAUGGUUCGUGCGCUGGGUACGGUCAAGCAGAGGUCAGGAAGGGGGGAUGUUCAUUUCCUGUUUGCGACUGGAGCGAAGAUUUUUAGUAGUCAUACUGGUUUACCGGCUGAUCGAGUACUGUUGGAUACUGAUGAGGAGCUUUAUGACUUGCUGAAAGAUGCGGAUGGACCGCAGCCUCUUCUCGUGCAGGCAGGUAAAAGAAACGUGCAAGUCAUCGACGAUGGUGCCUCGUUCGGCGUAAGAAGCUACAUCUUCGCCCCUUGCAUUGUCUACGGCAAGGGCCAAGGGUUCGGAAAUCCCAUCUCCAUCCAGACAGUAGCUGUUAUACGAGCUGCAAAAAAGAUGCGGAAGAUAUAUACUGUGGACGACAGUUCAGCUGUACGAUUCAUCCCCCACAAGACCUACUGUUCCCUUUUUCCAGGAAUCAUUUCCCCCACCCCCCCACAUCCUCCUUUACGAUAUGUUACAAGUCCGACUGACUUGAAGAUACGUAUAGAGAUGGCCGCAUCCUCAGGACUCGUGAAAUGGCACGAUCUCUAUCGCGCGUUUUCUAAAAGAUUGCUUGAACGCGGCGUUAUUGAUGAUGAUACCAUCACGCCGGCGGACGACGCCGCAUUGGAGGAGAUUGCGACGGUGUUGAGGCGUAGGAAGUCGUUCGUGCCUGCGGAGAUUGGUGGGCGCUGCACAUUCACGGCUGCUCGGGGUCAUGCUAUUGGAUGGAAGGCAGAGCAUCCGCCUGAGCAUAUCUUUGAGACUGCUGGGGAAGAGGUUGAUUUGGUUCUUCAGCACUCAUAG
This is a messenger RNA of Talaromyces marneffei, 1068 nucleotides long. RefSeq lists its product as uncharacterized. Bases 1 to 1068 code for a protein of 355 amino acids. The record is from RefSeq and is a predicted model, not a curated record. Lineage: Eukaryota; Fungi; Ascomycota; Eurotiomycetes; Eurotiales; Trichocomaceae. The transcript is spliced from 4 exons.